UGUUAAGGUGUUGUUAUAUGGCAUCCCAUUGAUUAAAAGGAGUUCAUGCUUACACAGGCGAGCCUUUUGAAUGCAGUUGAGCAAUGACUCAGCAUCCAUCGACAGUCAUGAUGAUGCUGCUUUUAGUCGUGAAUUCGGGCACCACGGGGUUUCCCUUUCGCAUGAACUGUGUGGGGGUCUGAACGAGGCAACAUUAACCCCUCACUUUCCUCUCCAUCUUGAGGUCGAAUGGUUUUCACGCCUUACCUGUCUAAAAUGGAGGCUAUGAGGUAAAAGGGUAGAGGUAAAUCACUGUGUGAGAAAAUCCCACUCAGCAUACAUCCGAGCGAUUGGAAAACCCCAGCCUUUCAGGUUUGGUUGGGCCUGUAUCCAUGAGUGUGCUAUUGCUGGAGGCGUUCUAUGGUGGCUCCCACAAACAGCUGGUUGAUCUUCUUAAGGAAAGUGUUGAAGACUGUGUAAGUUUCACUCUACCUGCAAAGAAAUGGCACUGGAGGGCCAGAACUUCUGCUCUGUACUUCAUGCAAGCAGUUCCAGCAAGUUCCUCGUACAGGGUUUUGUUCACCAGCUCCGUACUCAAUCUUGCUGAACUUGUAGCCCUGCGGCCUGAUCUUGCCCAUCUUAAGAAGGUCCUCUACUUCCAUGAGAACCAGCUGGUCUAUCCAGUUCGCAAGAGCCAAGAAAGAGACUUCCAAUAUGGCUACAACCAGAUCCUCUCAUGCCUGGUUGCGGAUGUGGUUGCGUUCAACUCUGCAUUCAACAUGGAGUCCUUCCUCUCCUCCAUGUCGACCUUCAUGAAGACCAUGCCCGACCAUCGGCCCAAAGACCUGGACCGACUCAUCCGGCCCAAGUGCCGUGUCCUCCACUUCCCGAUUCGCUUUCCCGAUGUCACAAGAUUCCUCCCUGCACACAAACGUCUCAGGCAUUCAGUGCGGUGUGAUGAUAUCCACGCUCCGGCUACUCAAAGCCACGUUCAAACAUCAGCUCCAAGUCAUCCAGAGCUCACAGUAGACUCUGAGCCACCUGAGAAGAUUCACAAUGUGGCACGACCACAGCAGUACCCGGAGUCCACAAGUGUCACACCACGUCAGGAGACGUUUCAGAAUGAGCCUGUGUCUCACACAUGUGGCAAUGAGAGAGGGAGACUUCAGCCACUCCGCAUAGUCUGGCCACAUCGCUGGGAACAUGACAAAGACCCACAGCUGUUCUUCCAGACCUUACUGAAACUCAAAGAACGACAGCUGAGCUUUGAAGUUUCUGUCCUGGGAGAGACCUUCACUGACGUUCCAGACAUCUUUUCAGAAGCCAAAGAACAGUUGGUUGACCACAUCCAGCACUGGGGUUUCAUGCCCAGUAAGGAAGAUUACCUCAAAGCGCUGUGCCAAGCAGAUGUCGUCGUUUCCACGGCCAAGCACGAGUUUUUCGGAGUAGCAAUGUUAGAAGCGGUCCAUUGUGGUUGUUACCCCCUGUGUCCGAAGGCUUUGGUCUAUCCUGAAAUAUUCCCUGCAACAUAUCUGUAUUCAACACCUGAACAGCUGUGUAAAAGACUACAAGACUUCUGCAAGCGUCCGCAAUUAGUCAGACAACAUGUCACUCAGGUGAACCUUGAUGCUUUCUCCUGGGACGCUCUGGGGGACUGUUUCAGAUCUCUCCUGAGAGCCGACAGUGACAGGAUGUUAACAGAGGAGCGCAUGUGACGACGUGACCCCCCCAGAAAUACAAUAUGAUUUAAAAUCCAGCCUCAUUGUGAAAGAGAGUUUAUGACCCGAAAAAACCUCUCUACUCUACCUCUCUGCUCUUAUUGAAGAAAAACACGUAUAUGUGAUUUUAAUGUUCUCACAUGCCGGAAGAAAGCAACUUUAUAUUUGCGGUUAAUGGAAAAAAGAACAAAGUAAAAAUAAACAAUCAAAAAACCUGAAACCGCUUUCGUGUUGCGCCUAGGCGGGCCCACCUCAUAUUUCGGUUCAUAUCCAUUUUUAUCCUUUGUGCCGGAGGACUCCAGCCUGGAAUUCUGGAGUCUUCGGUUCCCACUCCGACAGAGCGGCAGCCAAGUUGCGGCUUGAAACGUUGUGGGCUCUCGCUCCACCUGAGGUUGCCAGGUUGUGACAAAGUCCCCCGAGACUCAGUAAAGGUUGAUGCAAGGCUUCCCCAGGACUGUGGUUGAAUCUAAAUAUGGUUCUUUUAUUUUCCUUGCGUCGGAGAUCUGGCUGUACGUUGCAACCGGGAACCCGCUGCAUAAUUAAGGGGGCAUGGUAACUAGCUAUUUAUAUGUUUUUGCAAAAUGUAAAAUCUGGGCAAACUAACAAUGGCCUGUCAGAUUUUCCAUAAAGAUGUAAGUGUCUGCUUUCACAUCACAGCAAUGCCACAAUCACACGGCCCACUUCAGGCCUGCCAACAUAUGUGUUAUUAAAAGAGGCCUGACUUUUAUUGCAAGAGUUAUUGAAGGAUUCCUCCUCCUUUAUUAUCAGACAUUCUCUCAAUAAAGCUGCGGACUUUCUGCCGCUAUUAUUUCAGAUGCAUCGAUUUUUCAGGUGCGCCGGACGAAGGAUUUGAAUUAAAGGCUCAAAUAUAAUCACGCCGCCGUCUUCUCGCACGCAUCCAAGAUUAGUCUCAUUACUCCUCAUUAAGUAGCUCUGCUUCCUUUACAGCUCUUAGAAAAAUAGUCCUAAUAUCCUACCUCCAUAUGUAAUGUAUUUCAUAUUUUAGGGGGUCAGUGAGGUACUUCUGUGUGCCGUAUGAUAUUUAGUGCGAGUUAUCCGAGCAUUAUCACUUAUGCCUCUUUCUGUUCAUCCUUGUGUUAUUUAUAAGAAGCAGAUGAAUGUGUUUCCACCUUAUCCGACAUUGUCAGAUGAAUUUGCCAUCUACUCCGGGCCGACCUGAGGUCAGGACCUAAUGACGCCAUAAAGCCUAUAACCUGCCGUUUCGGCACAAAAUGUCACCCCACAUAUAAAAAGUUAAUAGCAACCUCUAUAAAACUCAGUGCACAUUAAACCAUUUCAUUGGCCUGUUGCUGUUUUCUCACUGAUGGUGUUCUAGGGAUAUGAGGCUAAUUUAAUGCCGGCCGAAUUCGAUGGCAUAACAAAUGGUAUUAAGACUUGUGCGGUCUUCUUGUUUUUUCCCCCUACAGUUCAAGUUUGGUGUCCCACUGGAGAAGCACAGAGCUUGGAAAGCUGCCAUUCACAUUAUAUGACUACAUUUGUAGAUAUUUUCAUCUCUGACAGGGGAAUCACUGAAGUGAAUUUGAUCUGAUACAGCUUCAAGUACAAAGACAGCUUUGAGGUUAAAUAUGAUAUUCAGACCUUUGUAUGUUAUCAGAUAAUAGUAUCAGUUGUUAGAUACUUGGAAGUGAAGGUAAGAUUACGUUUAACACUCUCUCUGUCAUUUCUAACUUCACUGCUGUAACCAGAACAGAAUUUAAAGCAGCAAAUCACUGCAAAUGAAACGGCACAGAAUCAUCACAGCCUCCU
This is a messenger RNA of Labeo rohita (rohu), 3464 nucleotides long. It is a transcript of the gene qtman, whose product is annotated as glycosyltransferase-like domain containing 1. Bases 372 to 1694 code for a protein of 440 amino acids. The transcript is spliced from 11 exons. The record is from RefSeq and is a predicted model, not a curated record. Gene Ontology annotation, molecular function: glycosyltransferase activity. NCBI's taxonomy places the organism in Eukaryota, Metazoa, Chordata, Actinopteri, Cypriniformes, Cyprinidae.